This is a messenger RNA of Saccoglossus kowalevskii, 4577 nucleotides long. RefSeq names its product protein KIBRA-like. Gene Ontology annotation, cellular component: cytoplasm. Gene Ontology annotation, biological process: negative regulation of organ growth; cell migration; regulation of hippo signaling. The record is from RefSeq and is a predicted model, not a curated record. Lineage: Eukaryota; Metazoa; Hemichordata; Enteropneusta; Harrimaniidae. Gene Ontology annotation, molecular function: molecular adaptor activity; kinase binding.
AUUACGGUCGUGCCGGGUCAUUAUGUAUGCAAAUAGCGUUAUAAUGCAAAUGUCUGUGUUGGCACAGAGGUUGGUUGGAUCAAAUAUGGCGAACGUUCAUUGUGGAAUACACUAAAUUCAAACGCGAUUUCAUGGGUGGAAUCGAGAGAGAAAUAUGCCCAGAAAUCAUAAUGGAGAGCUCCUACUGCCCGCAGGUUGGGAGGAAGCGAGGGAUUAUGACGGAAAAAUAUACUAUAUCGAUCACAACACCAAGCAAACUUCGUGGAUUGACCCACGAGACAGGUUAACUAAGCCACAAACUUUUGCUGACUGCAUAGGAAAUGAACUGCCAUUUGGAUGGGAAGAGGUCUACGACCCAAACUUUGGAGUCUACUAUGUCGAUCACAUCAACCAGAGAAACCAAAUUGAUGAUCCUCGUCAACAAUGGAGGCAGGCACAAGAGAAGAUGUUGAAAGAGUACCUUUACACAGCGCAGGAUGAUUUACACGCCAAACAGGAAAUAUACGCCGUCAAACAACAGCGACUAGCUUUAGCUCAGGACGAAUUCCAGCAUCUAAACAACGCUCUGAAUGGUUUUCCGUCACGGACUAGUUUGUGCUCAUCCGGGUCAUCAGGAAGCACCACGAAAUAUGACCCUGAUUUACUCAAACAGGAGGUGUCCACUGCCAAGCAUCGGGUGGCCAAACUCAAACUGGAGUUGGAACAAGUUAAGACGGAAGUACACUACAAAGAGAGAGGGGUUGCCACAUUACAACAUGUUGAUGAGAAGAUGUCUACGUACCAUACUGGAUACAUGCUGUCUGAUGCGCAGGCCAUAUUGGCGGAAAUACACAGUAUUCAGAAAUGUAUUAGCUCGGGGGAGAAAGAGAAAGCUGAUCUUAUGAUGGCGAUAGGAAAACUUAAAAGCAACUUUUCAAGUAGUAUUUCUGCACCUGAUAUCUCAAUUUCAACAACGUCGCUUGCAUCCAUCGCUAAGGAGAGGAAGAGCACGUCAUGUCAGACCAACUUAUCCGGGGACUUUGGUGCACCAUCUGGGGCUCGAUUAGCCGAGAAAGCCAAGUUAAAACUACAGUAUGAGGAAGCCAGGCGAAGACGAUGCCUUCUUCAAAUUCAGCUAGCAGAGAUUGAAAAUAAGGAACUGCCUGGCCAGCAUGAAGCUGACAAAGACCGUCUUUUACUAAUUCAAGAGAAAGAACAUUUGUUGAAAGAGCUGCGGAAAAUCAAUCCUAGAAAGAGGAGUGAGGGUGAAAUGCAACAAUUAGAUGCAGAAAAACAAAGAUUAGUUGGGGAGAUAGUGGAUGCCAAGGAGCAAUCACACAGGUUAAUAGGUGAUAGAUUAAAAUUGGAAGAGAAGAAAAAAGAAUUGGUGCAGCAGUUGUCAGAAACAACACAAUUAAGUACCUACCUUGAAAACCAGUUAAAAAGUUUGUCUGCUAGUACGUUAUCAAUUUCCUCCAGUUCAAGCCGUGGUUCGCUAAGCGCCUCCAGUAAGGGUUCUCUCGCAUCCAGUAAAGGCUCUUUGAACGUCAGUUUCACUGAUAUUUAUGGUAUACCACAUUCACAAAGUGUUGCUGACAUCAACCUCAGAGAUCUACAAGAAAAGGUUGAUGAGCUUCUCCAAGGAGGGAUGAGUCUGUCACUUUCAGUUCGAGGAACCAAUAUUUCACCAAUCCAUGAAACAUCUGGCACUGACACACCAGAAAGUUCCAAUGCCUCGCAAGGACCAUCAACCAAUAAAUUUUUAACCAAUGAGACACCAAAGUCUCUGACGUCCCUGUCCCCGCGAUCUUCCUUGUCGUCGUUAUCACCGCCGGCGUCACCUGGCAGUGGAGUUGUUACCACAGAAACAGCACCGACUCUUCCAGAAGGUCCUCCUCCUAGUUAUCAGCAACAUUUUCUAAACUUAGAAAAACAAAAGGCUCAGUUGCACUUGGACUCUAAUGAGCAUGUGCAAACGACAUCAACAGUUGUCACUGUGCCGCCUACUAGCCUUAGUAAUAAUAGUAAUAGCCAGUAUGUGCCUUUAAUUCAACAAAACACUUUUACACCGACUUAUGAUGCAAGUAGCCGAGCAGUCCAACAGGGAGUUGCAAGAAUAAAUUUGGAUUCAAAGCCAAGUACAGUGGAUUAUAAUUUGGAUGUUAUAAACCAGCCACUCAGUCCAAUAUCGGAAAGUAUUGCAGGUGUGAUUCCUGCAGACAGGCAAUCAAAUACAAAUACACGCAGUGUAUCAGCAGCUAUUUCUGACGAAUCUGUCGCCGGCGACAGCGGAGUCUAUGAGGCUGCAGUCAAGAGACCUGGUGAAGCGGGAGAUGAAGUGUUUUUUAGUGACGUGUGUCAGUCCGCUCAAGUACAGAUUGGGUUGAAAUACGACGUAACAGAUAGUCAUUUGCAUAUCAGCAUUGAACAAGCCAAGAAUCUCAACUCUCUUUCAAUUCCUGAAAAGGCAAAAGUGUACAUAAAAAUAGCAUUAUAUCCUGCCAGUACUAAUUUAGUACUUUCAACGAAACCUUGUGAUGAUAACUAUGCAGCAGUGUUCAAUGAAGUUUUCAGAGUUCCCAUCUUGGAGACGCAACUCAGUAGCAAGACGAUACAGGUCAACGUAUGGUGUGUCCGUGAAAACAAGGAUGAGGAUUGCUUGGGUGCAGCUCAAGUGAGUCUUGCUGAUUUCAACCCAGCCUCAGCGGUGAGGACACAGUGGUAUAACAUACUCAAUUUCAAGUACUUGCAGAAUGAAAGCAGAAAGUGUAGCGGUCAUACUUCACUGUCUGACUCACCAAACAGUAUAAAUAGUAAUACACCACCGAGUAACGACAGAGUGGUGGAAUUGUUGGAAGCAUUGUCAUUCAGGCUACGACGGGCAUCAACUGGCGAAAGAGUAACUGAUGACAGAACAGCGCAAGAAGAACUUGAAUCAAGGUUACGAUCAUGCUCAUUUGAUACCGGUUAUUACCAGCAUCAGCAACAACAGCAACAACAACAACAACAACAGCCGCUGCAGUAUGUUCCAGUCAUGCAUCAGGAUACCAUGUCUCUCCCAGCACCAGUCUUAACGGAAGAACAGCAACACCAAUUAUAUCUACAGCUCCAGCAGCAGCAACUGUUCCAGGAACAACAGUUGUAUGAGGAACAGUUACUGCAGCAGCAGUUGCAGCAUCAACAGCAGCAGCAACUCCAACAGCCACAAGUUCCACAGUUUACAAUAGGCAGUGAGAGUACUUUAACGAACAUAUACGAACAUGCAGAUAUGCCGGAGCAAAUGUGUUUGCCGGCACAUGUGGGCAUGCCUGAGCAUUUGAGCAUGUACGAACAAAUUGUUAUGCAAGAGCAAAUGAAUAUGUACGGACUUGCACCUGCCAACUUGUGUGAUAAGGAAACAAACACUGACGCUAUGACGAGCGGGGAGUUUAUGCGCAGUGGCAAGACUUCAAGACAUAAAGAUGAUAACAGUGGAAAUUUACGUGGUAGUAAUAUUGUUCGAUCGGCAACAUUCUCUCCUGGUCCUAAAAAACAUCAGUAUAUAUGUAAGCUUAAUCGUAGCGAUAGUGACAGUUCCAUGCCUUUGUAUCGUAGACCAUUUGUCAGGAACUCGUUGGAAAGGCGAAGUCAUCGAUGGAAGAAGAAUUCUAGAGUGCCGCAGAUUCACGUUGAAAAGAAUCACCACCGAACGUCACUGGAUCUUGAACUUGACCUUCAAGCUUCAAGAACAAAACAAGAACACAUUCAUGAAGAAAUCCAACGACUGAAGGAGAUAAAGGAACGAAUGGAAAUGGCGCAGGCUGCAGGUGAAAAUCCUAGCUGGCUCAGUCAAAGUGACAUCAUUAGAAAAUUACUUGAGAGUGCAGAAUUAGAGGUACAACGAAAACAGCAACAAGAACAAGAGAAGAACCAAAAGUUGAUGAAAAAGGCUUCUAAAGAAGUAUACAAACUUCGACAGAGCCAAAACCAGACUCCACAAAUAAUGUCAUUCAGGGAAAAGAUGGCGUUUUUCACCACAGCGAAUGUCAAUGUUCCAGCACUGCCACAGGAAUGACCUCUGAAUGUUGACCUUAUGAUCUCAGUACUGCAUUGUGGGUAAAACAUCAUUCCGGGAAAGAAGGAAAAGAAGAAAAGACUAAUCAUCGUUAACGUGUCAUCAAGGCUUUCUGAUUUUGACCAUCCUACAUAUCUAGGAAGCAGAAAAUGUAUGUUGUGUACAAUAAUACCCAGAAUGAACUUGUUACUAAAACAGGGUUAAUAACCAACCUCAAAAACGUGAUUUCAUUGUCAUCCUUAAGUUUUCAGUGUUAAAAGCACUUUUCAUGUGGGUGUGUACCCUGAAUCAAGAAAUGUGGGAGAUUGUUUUGUACCUUUGAAAAUUGGAUUUCGAAGAAGGGAUUAUUGGGAUAUUUUUAGCCCAAAAAUGUAUAUUGCCUUUUACAUCUUGAAUCGAUUAUCCCCUAUAAAGUUAUAAGCUUUUCUUAUUUCAAGAUUACAUAGCCCAGUUCGCUCAUAUUGGCCCUCGUGCUGACACACAGUGUUUCUGUGGAAAAAUAAUAUCCUGUAUAGAAAGACAUAUAGAUUUGUAUUAUAUCAUC